AUGGUGCCCACCGUGGCUGGCGGUACGGCCAGAAGGGCCUUCCUCCGCCACAAGGGCACCUCUCUGCCUCGUCACUUUGGUUUUGACGCCGAAUUUCGCCGGUUCGCCAUGAAGCGCUCUGGUGCGGGCAGCUUCCAGGACUUCUACCGCCUGCUGCAGACGGUGCACCAGAUCCCACGGGUGGAUGUGCUCCUGGGCUACACGGACGUCCACGGCGACCUCCUGCCCAUCAACAAUGAUGACAACUACCACAAAGCCCUGUCCUCUGCCAACCCCCUCCUCAGGGUCAUCAUCCAGAAGAAGGCAGAGUCUGAUGCCAGCGUCUUCGCCUCGAACUCCUUGCAGCGGAAGAAGAAGGGUCUGUUGCGCCCCACGCACUACCGGGCCAAGCCUCACCUCCUCAUCGGCAUGCCCCAGGACUUCCGCCAGAUCUCCUCCAUCAUUGACGUGGACAUCCUGCCCGAGACCCACCGCCGUGUGCGGCUUCACAAGCACGGCUCCGAUAAGCCACUGGGCUUCUACAUCCGUGACGGCGUCAGUGUGCGCGUGGCCCCGCAGGGUGUCGAGAAGGUGCCCGGCAUCUUCAUCUCCCGCCUGGUGAAGGGCGGCUUGGCUGAGAGCACGGGGCUGCUGGCGGUGAGCGACGAGAUCCUGGAGGUCAACGGCAUUGACGUGGCUGGCAAGUCCCUGGACCAGGUGACGGACAUGAUGGUGGCCAAUAGCCACAACCUCAUCAUCACCGUUAAACCAGCCAACCAGCGCAACAACGUCAUCCGCAGCAGCAAGGCCUCGGGCAGCUCAGGCAUGUCCACAGACAGCACUCCCAGCCAGCAGACCCCCAGCCCGGCCUCGCAGUACCUGAGCAACUACAGCACAGCUGAGAGCGACGAGGAGGGCGACCUCGUCAUCGAGAGCGACAGCACACCCCACUACAUCCCCGGGGGCUGCCCCAAUGGGGGCCCCACGGACGGACCCCUCCAGCAGAGCCUGUCCCCACACAGCUCGCGGGGCUCCCUGCAGUCCUUUGGCAGCCACGACGGCAGCCCCGGCCGGGGCAGUGGGCGGGAGGACGGCACCCUCCUCACCCUAUAG
This is a messenger RNA of Nipponia nippon (crested ibis), 1092 nucleotides long. The record is from RefSeq and is a predicted model, not a curated record. NCBI's taxonomy places the organism in Eukaryota, Metazoa, Chordata, Aves, Pelecaniformes, Threskiornithidae.